Molecule: messenger RNA, 255 nt
Organism: Fulvia fulva
Lineage: Eukaryota; Fungi; Ascomycota; Dothideomycetes; Mycosphaerellales; Mycosphaerellaceae
Exons: 2
Coding region: 1-255 (84 amino acids)
Source: RefSeq, a predicted model, not a curated record
AUGGCUGGGCUUGCUCCCGUCGAGAAAGCCUCCGGUAUCAACCAUGCUCAAGAGCUGAUCGGCUCAGACGUACAGAACAUCCUGCUCUGGAAAGAAGACAGCAAACGUGACAGUCGACUGCUACGCUACUCCCCAAACAUGAUUGAAGUCGAUCUUCACAUCUCUCAAGGCUGCGCCAAAGACUGUCCGGAGCCAUUCUGCAGACGCGCAGCCACUGCGCUUGCAGAUGUCACGAAUAGAUCAUCGCAGGGUUGA